Molecule: messenger RNA, 5542 nt
Organism: Magallana angulata
Lineage: Eukaryota; Metazoa; Mollusca; Bivalvia; Ostreida; Ostreidae
Product: PAN2-PAN3 deadenylation complex catalytic subunit PAN2-like
Exons: 29
Coding region: 141-4166 (1341 amino acids)
Biological process (GO): mRNA processing; nuclear-transcribed mRNA poly(A) tail shortening
Cellular component (GO): PAN complex; P-body
Molecular function (GO): nucleic acid binding; poly(A)-specific ribonuclease activity; protein binding
Source: RefSeq, a predicted model, not a curated record
GGAGAUAAGAAAAGUGUAUGUCGCAGUUUGGGUUUGCGAGGGAGAUUGCACACCAAAGCUAACUAUACAAACCAAAGACGACGAGAUUAUCAGGUUUUGUGAUAGGAAAUUGAUGCAGAUGGACUGAGAGGAAAACAGUCAUGAAUUUCAAUCGCAUGCCCCUUCAUCCCCCAUUCCAUCCUCCCUCACACCUUCCUCCAAAUGCGGGGCCCCCAAACAUGCCCCCUAAUCCUGGGCACAUGCCACAGGGUAUGCCCCCCGGGCCUAUGCCCCCUCCACACCUACCCCCACACAUUGGCGGAGCAGAGCUCGGGCGAGGUGAUGGGAUGCCAAUGCAGGGCCAUUUUCCAAAUCAGCCACAGGAGAUGUUCCCUGGGGGACCUGAGCUGAUACAGGAAUACGUGGAGACAAACAAAAUAAUUGUAGACGGGGGCGAUAGAUAUGGGGUGUCCACCCUCUGCUAUGAUAGUCAGGAACUUCUAUGGACGGGAAAUCAAGGGGGUCAUGUGACAUCAUAUUUCGGCCUUGAGCUACAGAAGUACACAUCCUUCCAAGUUCACAUGAAUGAAGAUGUCCGGCAGAUUGUACCACUGGCCCGUGGAGUUCUCUCCCUUACCCAGAGUUGCCUGGCCUGUAACAACAGAAGGGGGAUUCCCCUCUUUACAUAUAGGGCACCAAAUAUGCAGAACAUGCAGUGUAUGAUGAUGACUGGCCCAUCCUCUGUGAUUAUUGGGGGUCACCAGACCAAGGUCAUCGAGCUGGAGGUCGAACACAAGGAGGUCAUCCGAGAGGUUGAUAUACCUGAGCCAGGCUGUGCUAUUUUAAGAGGUACCAACAAGUACAUAUGUGCAGGGGAUACAGCAGGGAAGAUAACCUUGUUUGACCAUUCCACCAUGAAGCCGGAGCAUGUGUUGGAUGCCCACACUGGGACACUGUCCGACUUCGACCUUCAGGGCAACAUGUUGGUGACUUGUGGAUUCUCCACUAGACACACUAACUUGACGGCGGACAGGUUCCUGAUGGUGUAUGACCUGCGUGUGAUGAGGGCCAUGGCCCCCAUACAGGUCAUCAUUGACCCCAUGUUCCUGAGGUUCAUACAUACCUCCCCCAACAAAAUGGUCAUCACAUCUCAGGCGGGGCAGUUCCAGGUGAUAGAGACUACAGCCAUGACACCCUCCGCUAUGGGUGUCUACCCAAUUAAUACCCACGGUAAUCCGCUCCUGAGCUUCGACAUCAGUCACAGCUGCCAAACCCUGGCCUUUGGAGACCAAGGAGGUUGCCUCCAUUUGUACAGCGGUGUAGAACAUCCCUGUUUCAACCAGUACCCAGAACAGACAGACUUCCCUGAUCCGAUUGACCCAAUUCAGCCGAUCCAUGUCACGGAUGAGUACACACCAUACUCCAUCAUCCCCAUGAUGUACCCGACAAACGGAACGCUGCUCUCUGAUUGGCCAGAUUUUCUCUCUCAAAGAACGUACAGGAAACCCAAACCUGUGGAUGCAGACAUUUUAAGGUCCAUGAAGAUGCAACAUAAUGUGGGCUAUGCCAAAAACCUGGGCAAAGAGAAACGGAACCAGAUUCCUUACGUCCAGGUCAACGAGAAAUCAAAGAAGGGCAAAGGGGCUGUACCGGAGUCUCCCAUUGGCAGAGUUGAUGACCCAUUCAUCAAAGUACCAAAGCGCUAUAGGAAGGUCGACCUGAAGUACUCUAAGCUGGGGCUGGAGGACUUUGACUUCAGACAUUACAACAAGACCCACUUUGCUGGGCUUGAGACAGAUAUUCCCAAUGCCUACUGCAACUGUAUGCUCCAGGUGCUGUACUACAUUGAGCCGCUGCGCUGUAUCCUGUUGAGUCACCUGUGUGAGCGCGAGUUCUGUCUCGCCUGUGAGCUUGGGUUCUUGUUCUACAUGUUAGACAACCAAAAAGGACAGACCUGCCAGGCCAGCAACUUUUUGAGGGCCUUCCGCACGAUUCCUGAGGCCUCGGCCUUGAGCCUCAUUCUGGCAGAGAAUGAAGAAAACGACCCAAGAAUCAACUUGUCGCGGCUGAUUCAGAGCUGGCAGAGAUUUUUGUUCCAACAGGUCCACGCUGAACUCUGUAACAAAAGCCAACCUGUGAAAGAAGCCAAAAGCGAGGAGAAUUUAAGCAAGACCUCGGACAAUAGUCUGACCAAAUCAGAGGAGGAGAAUCUGGCAGAACAGCUGUCUGAAACCAGCCUCAAAACGGGGGAGGAUGAGGGACAGAAGUCGGAGGACAAGUCCUCAGAGAACACACCUCCCAAGUCCAGGAAGAAGAAGAAGAAGAAGGGGAAGAAGAAGGGGAAGGACCACCAGGAGGAGGAGAAGGCCGAGAGGGACGGAGAUGGGGACAAAGGGUCGGAAACUCCGGACGACGAGGGGAAGGAUGGAGACAAGGACGGAGACAAGUCCGAGGAUGGGGGACCACCGGAAAAUCCUCCCACUGAAAAGGUUGAGGAAAAGUCUGCAAUCUCAGAAAUCUUGGGAUUUAAGAUUGUGACGACUUUGAGAUGUCGAUGUGGACAGGAGACUCAGAGGCAGUCCGACACUAACAUCAUCAACCUCAGCUACCCCGACUGUAACCCUCCAGGUAACACAAGACCUCCAUUUGAGGUGCCAUUCUGUGAUGUUCUCAAAAACACACUGACUGCUGAACAAAACAUGCAGACCUGGUGUAAUGUGUGUGAUCGGUAUCAACCUCAUACCCAGAUAAAGACAAUCCAGCACAUCCCAGAUGUGGUGGCUGUGAACUGUCACAUAGAGAACGCGCGGGAUUACGAGUUCUGGAGAAUCCAGCACAUGAUCCUAAAGCAGCGUAAGGAGGAGAUAAACGAGUCGUCUCAGGGAACCUUCAUUAAUGCCCCUGGUGGUAACCCUGUUAUGUGUCGCUAUGGCAAUGGCUGCCGCAGGAGUGGUUGUAAAUUCAGGCACGAGAGGGACCUUCUUGAACCGGCCGCACACAACUAUGACGAGGACAUAGACUGUCAGUGGAUCCCACUUGGAUUGAUGAUGGAUCUCCAUCCGGACGGGACUCUCAAUGUGGAGGAGUAUCCAGAUGAGCAAGCAGUGCCAAGAGACCCACCCCCCACCAUGAAAUACUACGAGGUGUUGGCGGUGGUGUACAACAUCAAGGACGAGAAGACGGCGGGAAAUCUGGUGGCGUGCAUCAACGUGGGCGAGACCUACCACCAGCGGAAGGAGAAGGUCACCUGUACACAGUGGUACCUGUUCAAUGACUUCUCCAUCCUGCCCAUUGAGAAGCAUGAAGCCUGUGCAGUCAAUCUGGACUGGAAGGUUCCCUGUACCAUCUACUUCAAGAGGAGACACCUGACCAAGUUCCAUGACCUUACAGUGACAAACCCCAUAACUGUCAAAGUGCUGAAAGAAGACUUUGGAUUGGUCAAUCCAGCCAACAGGAAGGUGACCUUUGAACCCCUGACAGAGGAGGAGCUUCCCAAGGAAGGGGAUGUUGUGGCCUUGGAUGCAGAAUUUGUCUCACUUAAUCAGGAAGAAUCAGAACUCCGCAGUGACGGAACUCGCUCCAUGAUCAAACCCUCCCACUUGACCUGUGCCAGAAUGACCUGUCUCAGAGGAAAAGGAGAAAAGAAGGGAACAGCCUUUAUAGAUGACUAUAUCUCGACCCAAGAACAGGUGGUGGACUACCUGACCCAGUGGUCAGGAAUCAGCCCUGGUGACCUCAAUCCCGAGCUGUCCACCAAAAACCUGACCACCCUCAAGUCGACUUACGUCAAGCUCCGCUAUUUGGUGGACAACAAGGUCGUGUUUGUGGGUCACGGCCUGAAGAAGGACUUCAGGGUCAUCAACAUCACUGUGCCUAAGGAUCAGAUCGUAGACACUGUGCAGCUAUUCUACAUCCCCAGACAGAGGAUGAUCUCACUCAAGUACCUGGCUUGGUAUUUCCUGAAAACAAACAUUCAGUCGUCCACCCAUGACUCUGUAGAGGACGCCAACACGGCGCUACAGUUGUACGACAAAUACCAGGAGAUAGCCGCAGAGGGCAGCGACAAAAUACGGGCCGCCAUUAAAGAGAUGUACGAGGUGGGCCGCAAAGACCAGUGGAAAAUUCCUGACGUGGAGGAGCUGGAAAAUCCGCUGGACAUGUUGCAGUUUCCCGGAAACAACAACUAGGAGUGAACCUGAUUUUUCGGAGAUUUUCAUACUAACUUAAAAGACAGCCUUUUUUUUGUUUGUUGUAAUUGAAAAAUAAAACACGGUAGCUGGUGUGUAAACAAUAUAGAGUUAGGAAAUCUGUACCAAAAAAAAAAAUUGAGUCCUUGUCUGUUUUUUUUUGAAAAACAUGUAAAUUUUUGUCUGUGAACUGGGGUAAAUAAGGGUUUCAGUGAUCAAAGGAGAUCAAAGCAUUGUUAUGUCCAGAAUUGUGUUACAAUGUAGCUUAGGGAAACGGUAUAUGCAGUUAAAAUUAUCAAUUGAUCAUCAAAAAACAUUUGAUUUUUACAGUUAUGUGCUAAGUAACUUUUGGCCUUAAACUUGGAAAGUUGACAAGUUUUGAAAAAUCUACCCAAGAAGGUUUUGAAAGAAUAUGGAUUAUUUGUGUUUUGGGGUUUUUUGAUUUGUGGGUUUCUUUUACAUGUAAUUAACAAGAUUUAAUGAAAUAGCCUGACAAUUUGUUUUUCAUGACCUAGGUUCACACCUCUCAGGAAACCAUGAAUCUCGAAGGCCAUUUUGAUUAAUUUUAUAACAACUGUUUGAUAACAAUUCAGAAAAUAAAUACUGAGAAAAUAAUAUUUCAUUUACAUCUAUCGCGUGUACCUUAAUUUUUUUUUUUAAAUCAUUGCUCAAUAACUUAUAAUUUUGAUAUCAUGGAAUUUUAGAUAAAAAUUAUGAUAGCAAUCAUUUUUGUAAGCAUUUUAUUAAAUAAAAAAAUCCCACAUUUAAAUCAUUUAUAGACCUUUGAUCUCAAAUAUUUGAAUAUAUCUAGGCAGAACUCAAAUAUUUUUUUUUUUUAAAAAGACUUUUGAGUUUGAUAAACAUUUCUUACCUAAAGACACAAGAUAAUUGGAUUUUUUUUCAAGGGUUUGUUUUUCUUUUGAAGCCAAUUUAUGAAUUUCAUCAAGAUUUCAUCUAAAAACAAAUGCAUAUCCAUAUUCUGUUUUUAAAAAAGAAUUAACAAAUGAAGGAUUGUAUCAAUCUCGAGGAAGGAAAAUUUCUUGCUGUUUCUAUUUAUUUUUAUACUUUAGGGAAUAAUUACAUAUUGGGAAUACAUAGCUAUACCCAAUGUUUUUAUAUUAACACAUCAAGGAGAUUCAGCUUAUUGCAGCUAUUCCAUUAACUUUUUUUUGACGUUUUAUUUAUGUUGGAGGUUCAUUGAUUGAUAUUGUUGCAUGUAAUGUAUGGCUUCGUGUUGUUGACAUUAUAAUAGAAUUGUGUUUAUUUUAUUAGACAGAUUGUCAUUUCAUAAUUAAUAUUAUUAAGUUGUACUUCACUGUUUUUUAGUUCAUAUAUAGAUCUCUGAAGGAAUAUAAAUAAAAUAUCAGAUACACGUA